Messenger RNA from Neurospora tetrasperma FGSC 2508, 183 nucleotides. RefSeq lists its product as uncharacterized. The record is from RefSeq and is a predicted model, not a curated record. The annotation marks the transcript as partial. Lineage: Eukaryota; Fungi; Ascomycota; Sordariomycetes; Sordariales; Sordariaceae. The transcript has a single exon.
AUGCCGGGCCCCUCGGAUUUCGAGGCGACAACCUCCCGAAGCUCCUGCCUUCUUUACCUUGAGCGAGGCUUGGAGGCUGAACGAGAUUCCGACCCGUCCGAUGCACCACCGCACGCAGGAAAACUUGAUCAGCAUCCCAGGCUUCUUGGUCUGGAGAACGGCCGGCGUGACGACGCAUCGUGU